Molecule: messenger RNA, 1734 nt
Organism: Phycodurus eques (leafy seadragon)
Lineage: Eukaryota; Metazoa; Chordata; Actinopteri; Syngnathiformes; Syngnathidae
Product: ADP-ribosyl cyclase/cyclic ADP-ribose hydrolase 1
Exons: 9
Coding region: 353-1207 (284 amino acids)
Biological process (GO): positive regulation of B cell proliferation
Cellular component (GO): plasma membrane
Molecular function (GO): phosphorus-oxygen lyase activity; NAD+ nucleosidase activity
Source: RefSeq, a predicted model, not a curated record
GCCUGGUAAGAGUGUGUGGUGAGGAAGUGUCUGCACCUUCAAGCAUCUGACCUGAGAGGAGGGGAUAAUCUUCGGGACCAAUCAGUUGAGCAUCACCGUGGAGCCAGCAGUAAGGGAAUAAUUGCGAUCAUGUGCUUUUUUUCCUCAUUGAAUUAGAGUUUGGCUUCAAAAUAGAGCAUUGUGAGUAUUGGACCUUGAGAGGUUGACAUCUUUUGACUAGCUUUCAGUCAUGUUGUUUGCUCGCUGAGGGUUCGAAAACACAGACUCAAGCGAUCCGUCCGAAGGCAAACCAGAGGGUUACCCUGGCGAUCGACUCCAAAACCACCGUGGGAAUGACAAGUGUGACAGCAUCAUGUGUGCCGGUCCGCUGCGAGCGUUUGGCACGACGGCCAACAUCAAACACAUCGUGAUGGGCAGAUGCUUCGAUUACGUCACACUCGUCAACCCCAGCGUGAGGUACGACUGCGAGGAGAUCUGGAGAGCGUUUGAGGAGGCGGUGGUGCGGCAGGCUUCCUGCGACGUGGCCGCGGAGCACUACCGCCGCAUGUUCCAAGCCAUGCCGCAAACGUGGGCCUGCGACCGGUUCCUGUUUUGGAGCAAGACCAAGAGGCUGAUACAGGACUACACCGCCGUGGCGCGUCACUUCCGGACGCUGGAGGACACGCUGGCGGGCUACAUGUUCAACGACCUCGUCUGGUGUGGCCAACAGGAAGACGCGGAUUUCGAUUUCAGCUCGUGCCCCAAAUGGUCGGCGUGUUUAAAUCAUCCCGUGCACUCCUUGUGGAGGCAAGCGUCCGAAAACUUCGCAGAACUGGCGUGCGGCAACGUCACCGUGCUGCUCAAUGGCUCCAUUGAGAAGGCUUUCAACAGGAACAGCAUGUUUGGAAGCGUGGAGCUGGACAAUCUGAAUCCGCAAAGGGUGAACUUCGUCAACAUCAAAGUGGUGACUAAUCUGGAGGGCCCAUUUAUAGAAUCCUGCGGCGAGGGUUCCGUCGUGGACUUAAUCCACAUCCUGCAGUCUAGAGGAUUCCGCUGGACGUGCUCGGACAACGACCAGAUCCUGAUGAUCCUGCAGUGCGUCCGGAAACCGGAACACGCGUCGUGCCGGACGUGUGCGGACAGCCUGUCCGCAGUCCGGUUCAUGGAUUUUGUUGCCAGAAGACAAAUCUCAAAUCAGAAAAAUGAUAAUAAUAUUAAUUUCUUCUAAAAUGCUUUUCAGAAUUGCUUCAAAUAUUUUUGAGAGUAAAGUUGAUUUUUUUGUAAGAAAAAAAGGUAUGAAAAUGUGUUUUUUUUUUUAGAUUUUUUUCUGCAGAAACUAUUGUAAUAUUAUGAGAAUGUUGUAUUUUUUUAUGUUUCUUUCUUCAAGAAUUAGUUACGCUCUUCUGAUAUUGCAGCGCUUCCUUGCCUGUUCACAGGAUGGCUCCCUCAUAGAAAAGUAGUGCUUUGGGGCCAUCUUGUGGCAUCUAUAGGCAAUUAUAAAACAUUUUCUGGAGGAAAGUAAAAUGUUUAUUUUGCUAUUCAUAGCAAUUCUCAGUCCAUUCACCGUAGAUAACUGUACACUUUUUCUAAAGAUAUAUGUUUUAAUUGUUGUAACCUCAAGAGAAUAAAGUCAAGACUUUUUUUUUUCUCCAGGAGUUGUACUUUUUCAAGAGUAAAGUAAUAUUUUUUUUCCAGAUUUUUUUUCUCUCCAAGAAUAGAUGUCAUUUUUAUGAGAAUAAAGUAAAAAAAAAUUCA